UCAAAACUUGAAUUGUUCAUGCCAAUUGUGUCUUUUACCAUUUUUGUAUCGUGUCGAUUAGUAUGUUUUUUCUCGUUUAAUAAUUUCAGUAAAUUACAAUACUGUUAUUAUUUAUUAUUUAUAUAUAAUAGUAACAAAUAGUACAAUCGUUAUCGCUAAUUGAGAUCCAAUGACAUCGACACCGAGGAUGGACAAGACCCAGAAACUUGAAAUAUUGCGAAAUGCAAUAAAAAGUUAUCCAGAUUUUCCUCAACCAGGAAUCGAAUUUCGAGAUAUAUUCGGCGUAUUCCGCGAUGUAGUAGCAUUGAGAGCAAUGAAAGACUUGAUAGUGGAGCAUGUUUUAUUCCUUGAAGUUGAUUUGGUUGUAGGUCUGGAUUCCAGAGGUUUCCUCUUUGGACCUACCAUUUCUUUGGAACUGGGAAAGCCUUUCUUACCCAUUAGAAAAAAAGGGAAACUCCCAGGGAAAGUUUCACAGAAGAGUUUUACUCUCGAAUAUGGAGAGGCUACAUUUGAAAUUCAAGUGGAAAACAUAACUAAAGGUACACGUGUGCUAAUCGUGGAUGAUUUAUUAGCAACAGGAGGUACAAUGGCUGCUGCAGUAGAAUUGUUACAAUCAACUGGUGCUGAAGUAGUUGAAUGUUUAGUAAUAAUAGAGUUAAAUGGAUUGAAGGGAAGAGAUAAACUGGGUGUACCAACUCAUUCAUUUAUUCAAUAUGACUAG
Messenger RNA from Dufourea novaeangliae, 721 nucleotides. It is a transcript of the gene Aprt, whose product is annotated as adenine phosphoribosyltransferase. NCBI's taxonomy places the organism in Eukaryota, Metazoa, Arthropoda, Insecta, Hymenoptera, Halictidae. Gene Ontology annotation, molecular function: adenine phosphoribosyltransferase activity; AMP binding; adenine binding. The coding region runs from base 170 to 721 and encodes 183 amino acids. Gene Ontology annotation, biological process: adenine salvage; AMP salvage. The transcript has 4 exons. The record is from RefSeq and is a predicted model, not a curated record. Gene Ontology annotation, cellular component: cytoplasm.